Messenger RNA from Harmonia axyridis, 1311 nucleotides. RefSeq names its product nuclear receptor subfamily 2 group E member 1-like. NCBI's taxonomy places the organism in Eukaryota, Metazoa, Arthropoda, Insecta, Coleoptera, Coccinellidae. Gene Ontology annotation, molecular function: nuclear receptor activity; zinc ion binding; RNA polymerase II cis-regulatory region sequence-specific DNA binding. The coding region runs from base 1 to 1311 and encodes 436 amino acids. Gene Ontology annotation, biological process: anatomical structure development; cell differentiation; regulation of transcription by RNA polymerase II. The record is from RefSeq and is a predicted model, not a curated record. The transcript is spliced from 7 exons. Gene Ontology annotation, cellular component: nucleus.
AUGGAAGAAACGACAACAAACUCGAACAUAGAGAGUUUAUGCAAAGUUUGUGGGGACAAGGCCUCAGGAAAACAUUAUGGAGUGGCCAGCUGUGACGGUUGCAGGGGCUUCUUCAAACGCAGCAUCCGCAGAAAUUUGGAAUAUAUAUGUAAGGAGAAUGGUUGUUGUGUGGUGGACGUCACAAGGAGGAAUCAGUGUCAAGCUUGUCGCUUCAAGAAAUGCCUCCAAGUGAAUAUGAAACGAGAUGCUGUGCAGCAUGAGAGAGCCCCAAGAUCAGUUCAGAGUGGUUUACACUAUCCUCUUGGAUUUGGCGGUAGACUAAGAGGAAUCCACAGUUCCCCAAUAUACGGUGCAAUACCGAUGCACCAUCUUCAAGUUCCCAACGUAUCAGAUCCUUUUCCACCUCUCUUCACAACAAACCAUGCAGGCUCCUAUUUUCACCAAAGUUUUCUUCAUCCAAACUUCAUCAAUUCACUAUCAAAACCAACGGCGAUACACACCGGAAACUUGUGCAUGUCACCUUCCUACUCCAUGAAGCAAUCAAACUUGAAUAGUCUCCAUCAAAUUGCAAUAAAGGAAGAUGAGGUUAGCAGUUCAGAAGAAGGGCACUUGGAGAAGGGUACAGACGAAAACCUACAGUUCAAAAGCCGACUGGAAAUACCCAUUUUGAGCGAUGUAAAUAGGAACAAUACGAGGAUAUCAGAACAUUCAAAUCUCACCUUAUUUCCUGUAGAGAACAUUUAUGAAUCUGCUGCUAAAUUACUCUUUCUUGCGAUAAAAUGGGCGAGAACGAUUCCUUCAUUUCUUCAGUUGUCUUUCAGAGAUCAGUCAAUUCUUCUGGAGGAGAGUUGGAGUGAACUUUUUGUGCUUACUGCUUCGCAGUGGGCUCUUUCCCUAGAUGAAACUGUCCUGAUAAGUAACGCUGUGGCACCAUCUUCAAGACAUUCAGCUUUGGAAGAUGAUGCAAGAAAACUCCGAGAAAUUAUUAACAGAUUGACAGUUCUUAGACUGGACCAUACGGAGCAUGCUUGUUUGAAAGCACUUGUCCUCUUCAAAGCUGAUUGCCGAGGACUUUGUGAACCAAGUCAUAUAGAACUCCUCCAAGACCAGACGCACAUGAUGCUGCAAGAAUAUUGUGGCCAAAGGCAUAACGUGAAUAAGGGUAGAUUUGGAAAAUUACUCCUCACUCUUCCUGCAAUACAAUCGGUACCUAAAAGGGGCCUUGAGGAACUCCUUUUCAGACAGACAGUUGGGGAUGUUGCAAUUGAUAGAUUACUGGCUGAUUUGGCUAAAAAUACUCAAACUCACUGA